AUUUGUAGUGUCCAGGCUAGGACAGAGGAUGAAACCAUGAAACAGCUGGAGAAGUGUAUUUUGAGAAAGUAUGACAAGUCAUUGGCGCUUAAGCAAGGCCCCGCGGCUAUGGCACCACCAUGCAGGUCUCAAUCUUGGACCUGCAUGCUCUCCUCUGGGCAGGAUUGCUCUCCUUCCUGGACUCCUUUGCUUCUUAUAUCUGAGGGUCGGCCCAGUCUUGGUCUGCCAACUCCCACCCUCUUCUUUUCACAUGUAUUGCCUCUCUAGUCCAGGGAAGCCAGGCUUGAUGCUGGGCUGGAUCUAGUUCCAAUGGUCUUCCGGUUCAGUCCGGACCCCUCCAAACGCCAAGAUGUUCAGCAUCCUGAACCUUGGAGUGGUGACGCUUCCACGGACCUAGCCGAAAAGAAGAUAACCUAUUCGAAUCCGACCCUCUCUUUCGAUCGAGAGGGUCCACAGACUACAACAGCAGGAUGGAGACCCUACACAAUGCGGGCACCAGUCCUGGUUCCGUUCAUUCUUGUCUCGCUCUUUUUGGCCGCAAUCAUCGAGCUUUUGGCCCAGAAAAGUAAAAGGGAAGGUGGCCUCUCACUCUCCCCAGAUCCGGAUGAAUCACCAGCCGUGAUAUUCUACAGCCGAUACGCGCCGACAAUUGUUGCCGUCGUCUACAGCUUAUGGUGGACAUGGAUCGACCUCGAUAUCCGGAGAAUGCAGCCAUGGCUCGAUCUAUCCCGUCCGGCCGGCGCUCCGGCCGAAUCCACGCUGUUCCUUGAUUACCCCUUCGAGUUUCUGGCUUUCAUUCCUUAUAGAGCUGGCAAGAGAAAGCACUGGUUAGUAUUCCUUGCUGGAACGAUCAUGAUGGUCAUUUUUUGGGCCAUUACACCUCUUCAGAGCGCUGUUUUUGGAAUUCAGCCGGUUAUUUUGAAGGAACAUGAGCUCAUGGGAGAGAGUGCGCAACUGGCGAAUCUCAGCCAGCAACUGGACGCUAUGGACGCCUCAAUUCUCAACGACGCCUAUGCGACUACGUGGCUUGGGCAGCCACUUCCCAAGUUCACGACUUCCCAGCAUGUUUUUCUGCCACUGAGGCCAGUGAAAAAGAGAGAAUCAUCCCUACCUGAUGAGACCUGGACGACAACAGCUACGGCUCUGAGCACCGAACUUGAGUGUUGGCCAGCGAUCGUGGACAAGACAGAGCUCCAGAAUACCUUCGAGUUCGACAAUGGCCAAGGCUGCAAAGCUAAUAUCAGUCUAUUCUCCAGUUCUCGGGCUGAUAUGAACAGCAGCGUGGGCUACUCGGUUAUUUACGUCGGUUAUCAUAUGGAGGCACACCUUGACUGGUUUUUGCAGGGUCCUGACUGCAGUCAAGAAGCAUCGCACCAGUUUCUGGCUGUGUGGGGACGACGGCCCAAGGACUCGAAUGUUGAAGCUGUGACGGGUCUUUUCUGUGAACCUCAUUACUGGAAACAAAAUGUGUCAGUCACCAUUUCUGCCCGAGACCAGCGACCGAUCGAAAGCUCCGUUGUCCCCGUGGAUCGACUUGAACGUCUAGAGGAGACGGAAUUCAACGCAACUGCUUUCGAAUAUCUUCUUGGCACCGGGGUCUCGCCGAAGGAGUUCCGUCGUGAUUAUCCCAGAGACAGAGUGCCCGACCAAUACGCGGCCUUGUUCAAGACAAAUAUCAUUUGGCCAGUCACUAACAUGGUGGGCUUUGCAGUCGGGGACAUGAACUAUUCAUUGGCAGAUCUUCAGAGCUCUGCAGCUCUGCAUGAGGUCUUCUCCAACGCACACAAGAAGCUCUUCUCUACCGCCAUCCCGGCAAUGCUCAACGCGGCUGAACACCUGGCAUCAGAGAGGUCCGGCACAAUCCAAUAUACCCUUUAUGGCAUCGUGGUGAGCAGGCCCAUCGCUCUAACUUUGGAGAUUCUCCACAUUCUCGUCGGUGUACUCGUCGGUGUCGUCCUCGUCUCGAGCUCUCAGGCACGAAGCAAUCUCAUCAAGGACCCGACAGGUAUCGGUUCUUUGUUGGGAAUAUUCAGGGAGAGCGACUCACUUUUGAAGGAUUAUGCCUCCAAGGACCGUUAUGACGAAACCACCUUACGCAAAAGUGCCCACGAAUAUCGUUACGGUCUCGUACGUCACGACACACUCCGAGGGAGCAGCUUGCGGAUCGAGUUAUCGACGUCUGUGACAAGCGACGAUCCUAAUCGGGAUACCGUCAAAGACGAGGCUUGCCAUCCAACACGCCACACAGCAUUGCAACCUUUAAGCGGGGUGGUGUUUGUUGGGUCCCUUGUGGCUGGCAUGGUGGUGCUCCUCUAUCUGAAGAGAAAAGAGCAGCUUCUUGGCGGUCUUCCGCGACCAACCGAGAAUUUUGAGGUCCUGCAACUGCUCGAAAACUACGUCCCUACUGUGUUUGCUACUUUGGUAGAACCGUUCUUGGUUCUGCUGAACCGCCUCCGUUGCAUCUUGCAGCCAUUCCAUGACUUGCGCAAGGGGAACAAGUCGGCCGAAAAGACUCUGGAAACCCCGUACACAUCUCUCCCUCCACAGUUCACCCUCUGGAAUGCACUGAAAUCAGGCCACCUGAUGUUAGCCAGUCUAUGCGCUCUGUCUUUGCUAGCGAAUAUCUUUGCUGUGGCUCUCGGUGCCAUUUUUAACGAGCUACCGAUAGCGGCAGGUUAUCCCACGGCGCUUCGACAAACACAACUGCCGGUUUGGGGACGCUCAAUAUUCAUCGACACUCCUCACAUUCCUCAGGAUCACUUCUAUGUCACAAAGGCCAACCUCUCUUUGGGAACACGACUCCCGGCGUGGACGGAUCCGAAGUUCGGCUAUUUGCCGUUCGCUGAACUCGCUCAGAAGGACGACAAUAGCUCUUCGACCUAUCGAGCACAGACGAGGGGCUUUGGCGUCGAGUUCAACUGCUCACGUCUUUCCACAUCUCCUGAUUCAAACCCCUACGUUAACUAUACCCUCCAAGACGAUGGCCUCCAGGAUCUUGUCGUGCGAUACGCGACCGAGAAUGGGUCGAUUGCCCACUGCUCCACAUUCAAAGGGAUCAAGGGGACCCCGGCACUUAACAUCAGUCUCGGUGCCGCUCCUGGAUAUUUGGCCCUGGAGCUUGUCACUCCUCUAGUUCCUCUGCAGGUGCUUAACAAAGACAAGAGCCGAUCGGAGGUUACCGAGGACUGGGACAUGUGCAAGCGGAAACUGCUCCUGAGCUGGUGGAGGGUCGAUCCGACCGACAGGAAUGCCAGUUUGAGCGCCGUUCACCUCCAGUGUGUUCCCGUCUUUCAGACCGCGGUCUUUGACGUCGUCGUGGACUCGUCUGGCUACGUUUUGGAGUCCGCCAGAGUCGGGGAUUUCGACAACAUCAGCAGCCUUGACUGGGAUCAGACGCAAGAUCUUCUUGCCGACGGGGUCAAUAUCAUUGGACAAGGCGCAUCGAUCGCGAGCGACUCGACUUCCCUUAGCCGGGCCGACGCGUCAUGGCACAACGACACACUGACGAGGGACUGGGUGAACUAUCUGCUGAAAGUUGCCAUGAAUACUUCGAGACUGGUCGAUCCCGACGAGGCCGUUCCCGACCCGGCAUCGAUCAUCGUGGCAGUCCAGGACCUAUACCAGCGCUUCUUCAGCAACUUGCUGGGCCGAGACCCGACCCUGUUCAAGACCGCGACAGCACCGGUGGAGAUAACGGGGACGAGGACGGUCCUCGAGACGAGGAUCUUCAUGGAUCAGACGGCCUUCGUCAUCACCAUCAUCAUCCUCUGUCUGAACAUCAUCGUGGCGACGAUGCUGUACAUCCAGGAAAGGAAGCCGUUCCUCCCACGGCUGCCGGCAACCAUUGGCUCCAUCUUGGCCUACGUGGCGGCCAGCACAGCCGUGAGGGAAUAUGUCGAACCAGGAGAGAGAAGGAUAAAUGCUGGGCGUCGGAGGCCCGUCGUCUCGACCUACGGUUUUGGAAAAUAUGUCGGCGUCGACGGGAAGAAUCAUGUGGGUAUAGAGGCGCAUCCUUUUGUCGUGCCCUUAGACUGGGAGACCAAGCUAUCAAGCAAGGAGCCGUUCAGCUUGAGGAAAUGGUUCAGACGUUUCGGCCACCCCAGGAGACAUUUUGCGCUUGGGAAACGGUGAACUCGCGGGUUGCUUAUGAAUUAACUGGGUAUCGAUUUAUUUCAAUAUUUAUCAUUCGUGUAUUCGCCUAGGCUGUGUAUAAGCAGUGACAAUGUGCUCAACGUGAACCUCUGCUGUGUGUCUUGACCUCGGCCAUCCGGAACAAGCCAAAUGGGACAAAUAACCUUUCGGAUUCAGUGUCAGACUUUCCAGCAACCCUCGUCUGCCUGUAUACAGCGUGCUAGAACUUGCC
Molecule: messenger RNA, 4363 nt
Organism: Phialemonium atrogriseum
Lineage: Eukaryota; Fungi; Ascomycota; Sordariomycetes; Cephalothecales; Cephalothecaceae
Exons: 4
Coding region: 310-4131 (1273 amino acids)
Source: RefSeq, a predicted model, not a curated record